This is a messenger RNA of Elaeis guineensis (African oil palm), 983 nucleotides long. The record is from RefSeq and is a predicted model, not a curated record. Lineage: Eukaryota; Viridiplantae; Streptophyta; Magnoliopsida; Arecales; Arecaceae.
UUUCGAUUAACCCGAACUCCGCCCUUCCUGCUUCUGUUGGGAUUCCGGUGUCGGGCCGCUGUCUUCUCUUAUCGUCAACCAUCCGGCUGGCCAUGGCGACCAUGACGACUGCUCAAGUCCUGCGCCUCUCCCUCCUCCGGCCUCUCCUCGCCCAGCCGCUCUUCCGCGCCUACAAGACCUCCGCGUCCUCGCCGUCGCCGCACCGGCGGUACCCUCCCCCUCCACCGCACGAGUUCUCGAAGCCGUGUGAGUUCCUGGGGAGCUGGACUCCUGCGGGCGACCCCAGGGAGGCAGAGGCGAGGCUGCAGCGCCUGCGGAGGGACUACGGGAGGCAGGUGAAGCAGCUGCGGCGGGAGUACGCCUACGAGAUGGAGAUCCAGCGGGAGAAGCAGCAGCGCAAGGACGACGCCCGCCGCGAGGCCGUUCGCCUCGCCAACGAGGAGAAGAAGGCCGCCAAGGUCGCCGCUGCCCAGACCCGCGCUGCCGAGCGCGAGGCCUUCCAGGAGGAGUUCCGCCAAACUCUAUUGAAAGAAAGAGCUAAGAAAUUGGAAAGUUGGAGGACGAAAGAGAAAAUGAGGGAGCAAAAGAAGAAUGAAGAGAAAGAGCUUUUGCAUCAGCAGAGUUCAAUGUGGAUUUCAGAGGAAAACUUGGAAAAGAGAAUAUUAGAGGCAAUAGUUGAUACAACACCACUCUAGUCCAGUUUGAGACUCGCCAAGCUGUUGCCAGGUUUGUCACCCUUUCCAUAUUUAUAAAUUACUACACAUCAAAUUGAGUGCUCUCAUUGCUGCUUUGCUUUGAACCCCCUCACCCCACUAUCUUUUUUCUCCUGUUCUCCUUUUUUUCUUAUUAUUUGCAUAUGUCGGGUGGUCGAAGUUCAGAACAUCAAGUAUUAUGUAGCUAAUUAAACAAUUGUAAGUAACAACUAGACUUUUCAAGGGGUUGCUUGCCUCAUUCAAGUGGAUUUGACCCUUUCAAUCACCCUA